Molecule: messenger RNA, 1222 nt
Organism: Diachasma alloeum
Lineage: Eukaryota; Metazoa; Arthropoda; Insecta; Hymenoptera; Braconidae
Exons: 2
Coding region: 8-583 (191 amino acids)
Biological process (GO): regulation of apoptotic process; intrinsic apoptotic signaling pathway in response to DNA damage; extrinsic apoptotic signaling pathway in absence of ligand
Cellular component (GO): mitochondrial outer membrane
Molecular function (GO): protein homodimerization activity; protein heterodimerization activity
Source: RefSeq, a predicted model, not a curated record
GACCCGAAUGCAAAACUUAUUCCCCCAACUGGCACCACCUUCACCCUACGCCAGCUGCGACGACUCAGUGGAGCUGACAGCCGAAUGCCUCGCGAAGGACGUCAUAAGAUACCUCUUAAAAGAAGACAUGUAUUUAAUAUCGAGGGACCCAAUAUCGCGCAGCAUGCGUCACAACGUGUACCAGAUGCUGAAUAAACACAGCAUCCUGUUCACGAGCAUGGUCAAUCGGCUCAAUGUCGUACCUGAUACUGCGUACGAAGCGUUCACCGGCGUUGCCGACGAGCUCUUCCUCCACGGGGGCAUAACGUGGGCCAGAAUAGUGUGCCUGUACGCAUUCAUGGGACGACUUGCGCUAUGGGCGAAGGACGGGAGGAUGCAUGAAUUGAGGAAGAAAUUACCAUUAUACGUGUCGAGGUAUAUCGGGGAAGAAAUCGCGCAUUUUAUCAAGGGAUACGGAGGCUGGGAACAAUUGUGCAUAGAAUAUCCCAUAGCCGAGGAGGUUUCUGGUGCUAUAUGGAGAAGUCUCCUAAUGACUGGCGCAACGUUAAGUCUCGUUGCAACAAUAUUAGCUGUGACCUCUUGAGGAAAUUUGUAAGAAAAAUUUUCUACCUAUCCCAACAAUUUUUCAAACGAAGAAAUCACGUACUUAUUAAUCCUGUGAUCGUACUACACUUGAAAAAUAACAACAAUGUAUAAAAAUCACGUGCAGGAAGAAAAUUCUCCCCUCCAUUGGUACUCGAAAACUCUCGAAGAAUUUUUUCACAAGAUUAGAGUAUUCUCUUCAUCUACACAAGAAAUGAAGAGAAGAAUUAAAAAUACGAAAAAUAUUUUCGUCCAAAUGAGUACAAUUAAACAAAGUUUAUGUAUCCAUUUACCUAAUACUCAAAGAAACAAUGAUAAAUUUUUAUAUCCACGCCAAAUGAUAAUUUCAAAAUUUCCCAAUGAAUUUAGGUAGCAUCUCAAAUUGUUUGUAUUUAUUUUAUAAUUUAUUCUAGGUAGAAAGCUAUGAAUUAAUUAUUUUUUUAUAUUCAACAAUACGCUUCACUCCGAGCAUAGCAACAAAUUUGAUUGAAAUAAAUUAACAAAUUCGAUCACUACGACGUGUUUACAAUAAUUCUAAACUAGAAACUUAUACAUGAUUUUUCAAAUAAACUAAAAAAAAACGUAAAAGUUGUGUAACGAAUGUGUGAAGAAAAUAAAACUCGGGAAAAUUAGUACGAAA